This is a messenger RNA of Penicillium digitatum Pd1, 1044 nucleotides long. Its product is annotated as Ldh family oxidoreductase. The record is from RefSeq and is a predicted model, not a curated record. Gene Ontology annotation, molecular function: oxidoreductase activity. Lineage: Eukaryota; Fungi; Ascomycota; Eurotiomycetes; Eurotiales; Aspergillaceae.
AUGCACAACAUCAAUCCCACAGACCUCCAAAACUUCGUCAAGCAAAUCCUCAUUGCAAACAACACAUCACCAACCCACGCUGAAACUGUCUCCAAAUGCCUCAUAUCAGCUGAUCUCCGUGGUGUAGAUACACACGGUAGCAACCGAAUCCCCUCAUAUAUGGAACGGAUCCGACAAAAAGUUCUUGACCCAAGCGCCAUCCCAACAAUUCGGCAAGUGACACCAGCGGUGGCGCAAGUCAACGCACACAACGGGUUCGGUUUUGUAGCUGCACACGAGGGAAUGAAGCUCGCCAUCUCGAUGGCCCAGACCUUUGGCAUCGGGAUGGUCUCCGUUAAGCACUCGAAUCAUUUCGGCAUGUCCGCGUGGCUGGUGCAGCAGGCACUGGAGGCGGAUAUGAUGUCUCUUGUGUUUACGAAUAGUUCACCCGCACUGCCCGUCUGGGGUGGGAAGGAGAAGCUCAUGGGUGUGUCGCCGAUUGCAUGUGGAGCGCCGGCUGGGAAUGGAAGGCCGUUUAUUUUGGACAUGGCUCCUUCCAUUGCUGCCCGCGGGAAGAUUUACAAGGCGCUUCGUCGCGGAGAGAAGAUCCCUACGGAUUGGGCGUUGGAUAAGGAUGGGGCAAGUACAAAUGAUCCUGCCGAGGCUUUGCGGGGGGUUAUGCUGCCUAUGGGUGGGCCGAAGGGCUCUGCGUUGUCUGUUAUGAUGGAUGUUUUCUCCGGUGUGCUUUCUGGGUCUGCGUUUGCUGGACACGUUACCAACCCGUAUGAUCCGUCGAAGCCAGCUGAUGUGGGGCAUUUUUUGGUGGCCAUUAAGCCGGACUUGUUUAUGACUAUCGAAGAGUUCAAGGGGAGGAUGGAUUAUCUUUACCAGAGAAUUGUUGACUCGGAGAAGAUGGCUGGUGUGGAUCGAAUUUAUUUCCCUGGUGAGAUCGAGAUGAUGACCGAGGAGAAACGGUUGGUAGAGGGAAUUCCUUUUUCCGCCGCUGAGAUUGACAGCUUGAACAAGGAGGCUGACCUCGUCAAGGUCAAGCAUUUAAAGGUUUAA